AUGGUGUUAAUCCUCCUCGGCAGCGGUCCCAAAGAAACCCGAGAAACAAAAGUCUUGCACAGAAACCUACUCACAUCAGUCUCUGUUUUCUUCUCUGCAGGUCUAAGUUCCUCGUUCAAAGAAUCCGAGACCGGAGUUUUUGAACUAGAAGAGGAAGAUCCUGCUACGUUCUCGAUUUUUGAACAAUGGGUUUAUAAAGAUCGUUUGUUUAUCAAUAGGACAACCGGAGACGAUGAUCAAGAAUGGGACUGUCUACCUCGUCUUUAUACACUUGGUGAACGCCUCGACGCACCAAAAUUCAAAGACGCCGUCAUCAACGCCAUCAUCGAAAAAGUAAACGAGAGCAAAGUGAUCCCUGAUACUUGGGCUUCUUACGUAUACCAAAACACCGUCUCGGCUUGUGCGUUGCGAAGACUGAUUGUGGAUUUUCAUGUCUUUGCGCAGAAGGGAAGGUUGUUGAAGAGGGGGGCUUGUCCUGAUGCUGAGGAACCUGAGGAGCAGUUUUUGUGGGAUGUGGUGGUGAGGAUGGGGGAGGUUGGACAGCAGGUGUUCGGGGAGAAGGCUGACAUGCCUUGGGUCGAUGCUUGUGUCUAUCAUGAGCAUGGUGAGGGGGUUUGUCAUUUGGCUGAAGACAAUGAUGCUGCUGCUCAGCCCACUCCAAGCAGACCUCUUAGACGCAGUACCAGGAUCCCCAGCACUUUCAGCCCGUACGACACCAAGGGUUACAGGGUCUAG
Aureobasidium melanogenum CBS 110374 is the source of this 735-nucleotide messenger RNA. RefSeq lists its product as uncharacterized. The coding region runs from base 1 to 735 and encodes 244 amino acids. Lineage: Eukaryota; Fungi; Ascomycota; Dothideomycetes; Dothideales; Saccotheciaceae. Gene Ontology annotation, molecular function: protein binding. The record is from RefSeq and is a predicted model, not a curated record. The transcript has a single exon.